UCCCAUUUCUCUUCAUCCCUCUACACUCACUUUUGAGAAUAUUAAUGAAAAUGGGAAUCGCCGGCGGCAUUGUCUUCCUCGUCGUCACCGUGUUGUCACUUGCCGAAGCUAGAAUCCCCGGAAACUACGGCGGCGGGGCUUGGCAAAGCGCUCAUGCAACUUUCUACGGUGGUAGUGACGCCUCCGGUACAAUGGGUGGUGCUUGUGGAUAUGGGAACCUAUACAGCCAAGGGUACGGAGUCAACACCGCGGCACUGAGCACCGCGCUAUUUAACAACGGGUUUAGCUGUGGCGCUUGCUUCGAAAUCAAGUGUGCUAACACCCCGCAGUGGUGCCACCCCGGAAGCCCCUCCAUUUUCAUCACGGCCACCAAUUUCUGCCCACCAAAUUUCGCCUUGCCAAACGACAACGGCGGUUGGUGUAACCCUCCUCGUACUCACUUCGACCUCGCAAUGCCAAUGUUCCUUAAAAUCGCUGAGUAUCGUGCUGGCAUUGUUCCCGUCUCGUACCGCCGGGUCCCUUGCAGGAAGGCAGGGGGAAUCAGGUUCACAAUUAACGGAUUCCGUUACUUCAAUUUGGUUUUGAUUAGCAAUGUCGCUGGUGCGGGUGAUAUUCAAAAAGUGUGGGUCAAAGGCACGAAGACGAACUGGAUGAGCAUGAGUCGUAAUUGGGGUCAAAACUGGCAAUCUAAUGCUGUUCUAACUGGUCAAUCACUCUCCUUCAGGGUCACCGGUAGUGACCGACGCACCUCCACCUCAUGGAACAUUGCACCUGCCCAUUGGCAAUUUGGUCAAACCUUCACCGGGAAAAACUUCCGGGUGUGAAGAACAGGAACGAUUCCCACAAUCUAAUUUGCUCAAAUCGUUUCUCGUGAGUAAUGACUUUUUAAAACCAACGUAUUUAGUUUUUUACCGCAAACAUAUCAAAGUUUGUUGUAAAACUAUUCAAUUUUUUGCAAAAUUGUCAAUCUUAGACAACCAAAUUGCAGGUAUGACGAACUUUAAUAAUGACAACGGUUAGUUGUGUUGAAAAGACGAAUACCAUAGUUUAGCUAUUGUGUUUUUUAUGAGGGGGUGUGACUGUAAAAUAUGUAAAAGAUUAAGGUUUGUAUUAUAAAUUCUAAAGAGCAAGGUUAGUUUAAAAGUAACUUUGGUUGGAUCAUAAUAUAUAUGACAAGUGUGUUUUUGUAA
Messenger RNA from Helianthus annuus (common sunflower), 1190 nucleotides. Its product is annotated as expansin-A6. Gene Ontology annotation, biological process: plant-type cell wall organization. The coding region runs from base 45 to 824 and encodes 259 amino acids. The transcript has 3 exons. Lineage: Eukaryota; Viridiplantae; Streptophyta; Magnoliopsida; Asterales; Asteraceae. The record is from RefSeq and is a predicted model, not a curated record. Gene Ontology annotation, cellular component: extracellular region.